AUGAGAGUGGCAGUGAUAGGCGGCGGCGUAAGUGGGCUGGCGGCCGCUUAUGUUCUAGCGAAAGAAGGGGUGGAGGUGGCGUUGUACGAGAAGGAGAGUAGUUUUGGCGGCCAAGCCAAAACGACUACGGUCGAUGGCAUUCUACUUGACCUCGAUUUUAUGAGUUUUGCUCGGGUUAUGUAUCCGGAGGUGAUGGAACUAUUGGAGAGCAUUGGAGUUGAUACUGAGGCCUCUGACGUUUCAUACUCUGUGAGUUUCGAUGAUGUCGAAUGGGGGGCUGGAAAUGGACUCUCUGCCUUGUUUGCUCGAAAAUGGAAUAUGUUCAGUCCAUGGUUUUGGAAAAUGAUUUGGGAAAUCAUCAAGUUUGGAGACGACGCCUCUCUUUACAUUAACAAUCCAGAUAUCGACCGCAAUGAAACACUGGAGGACUUUGUCCAAUCAAGUGGUUACUCUGAGCUAUUUCAGAAAGCUUUUCUAAUUCCAGUUUGUGCUUCUGUUUGGCCAUGCUCUUCGUCAGUGAUGACCUUCUCUGCUUAUUCAACACUUUCAUUCCUGCGCAAUCAUGGCAUUCUCGAGCUUCUUGGUCUCUCCAAAGGGCUUACAUCAAAAUGGCGUUCACAAAGUUAUGUCAAUAAGAUUAAGAAAGAGCUGGAGAGUAGAGGCUGUCAAGUGAAGACUGAUUCUGAAAUAUAUUCAGUUUUUACUGAUGACAAUGGUUGUACUAUUACAAAUAACGAUUGCUUGGAAGAAGCAUACGAUGGGUGCAUAAUUGCUACAAAUGCUCCAGAUGCUCUGAAGAUCUUGGGAAAACAGGCGACGUACGAUGAAUUAAGAAUACUUGGUGCUUUCCAAUAUGGCAACAGUGAAGUUUUCCUUCAUCACGACGAUAAUUUAAUGCCAAAAAGCCGCGGGGCAUGGAGCUCUAGGAAAUUUCUUGGUACUACCAGGGACAAACCUUGUAUAACAUAUUGGCUCAACCAUGUCCAGAGCAUUACUGAAUCCGGGGUUCCAUUUUUUGUGACUCUAAAUCCACCUCGAACCCCUAAAGAUACGUUGUGCAAGUGGUCAAGUAGCCAUCCCAUACCAUCUGUUGCUGCAUCAAGAGCAUUGUCUGAGCUCAAUGUUAUUCAAGGAAAGAGGGGACUAUGGUUCUGUGGAGCAUAUCAAGGCUACGGCUUCCCCGAGGAUGGAGUGAAGGCUGGCAUACUUGCUGCAAACGGCAUGCUUAGGAAACAUUAUACUUUUUCAAACAGCCCCAAAUGCAUGGUUCCAUCCUGUCUUGAAACCGGGGCUUCUGUUCUCGUUACGAGGUUUCUUCAGAGGUUUAUUGUCACUGGAUGUCUAAUUCUUUUGGAAGAAGGUGGUAAAGUAUUAACCUUUGAAGGUGCAAACAAAGAGAGAAACUUAAGAGUUAUUUUAAAAGUUCACAAACCCCAGUUCUAUUGGAAGGUUGCAACGGAGGCUGAUUUAGGCUUUGCUGAUGCUUACAUUAAUGGUGACAUUUCAUUUAUUGAUGCAAAGGAAGGCCUUCUCAACUUCCUUUUGCUGAUUAUGGCAAAUACUGAGGUGAAUAAAAUUACCUCAAAGUUAAAUAAGGAAAGGGGAUGGUGGAAACAAUUGCCUUACACUUCUUUAAUAGGUUCUGCUAAAAACUUUUUCAAGCUUGUUUCCAGGAAGAACACACUCUCUCAGGCACGCCGUAACAUUUCGCGACAUUAUGACCUUAGUAAUGAAUUUUUUUCUCUGUUCUUGGAUGAGACAAUGGCGUACUCUUGUGCAAUCUUUCAGAAUCCACGCGAAGACUUGAAGAGUGCACAGCUUCGGAAAGUUCGUACUUUGAUUGAAAAGGCAAGAAUUAAUAAAGAUCAUCACAUUCUAGAGAUUGGAUUUGGAUGGGGAAGUUUAGCUCUCGAAGUAGUAAAAAAAACAGGAUGCAAAUAUACCGGCAUUUCAUUGUCAGAAAGUCAGCUGCAAUAUUUGGAAUUGAAAGUAAAGGAAGAAGGUCUACAGGAUCAUGUCGAACUUCUUCUUUGUGACUACCGUCAAUUGCCUAGCAACCGUAGAUAUGACAGGAUAAUAUCAUGUGAGGUGUUAGAACAUGUGGGGCAUGAAUAUAUGGAAGAACUUUUUAAAUGCUGUGAAUCCUCAUUAGCCAACAACGGUAUUCUUGUUCAUCAGUUCAUAGCAAUAGCUGAUGAGAAAUAUGAAGAGUUGAGGCGCAGCAAUGACUUCAUCAAGGAAUUCAUCUUCCAUGGUGGAUGUCUGCCUUCACUUAACCGCGUCAUAUCUGCAAUGGCUGCAUCAUCCGGACUUAGCGUGGUGCAUCUAGAAGAAAUAGGAUGCCAUUACGUUCGGACCCUCAGAUGUUGGCGACAGAACUUGCUCCAAAACCAGAGUCGAAUUCGGGAUCUUGGAUUUGAUGAGAAGUUCAUACGGACAUGGGAAUACUAUUUUGACUACUCUGCAGCUGGAUUCAAAUAUUGUAAUGUUGGAGAUUAUCAGAUUGUAUUCACUCGACCUGGUGAUGUUGCUGCGUUCGGGAGCCUUCCAUACAACUCCGUGCCAAGUGAUUUCUCGUGAUCUUGUGUGUGCUUUUUAGUUUCCAAAUACUCCAAUUCUAUCAUUGUAGUUAUGUGAUACUCCUUCUGUGCACAAAUUAAUGUCUCAUUUGCUUUGCA
Messenger RNA from Salvia hispanica, 2678 nucleotides. RefSeq lists its product as uncharacterized. Lineage: Eukaryota; Viridiplantae; Streptophyta; Magnoliopsida; Lamiales; Lamiaceae. Gene Ontology annotation, molecular function: methyltransferase activity. The record is from RefSeq and is a predicted model, not a curated record.